AUUCCAUUCCUUUCUUCUCUUAGGUGCUGUCGCCCCAGUCCUGCCUCCCUUCGUACUCUGCUCCUGGAGCAGUUUCUCCUGCCCGCUUCUGCCUGCCACGUGAGGGACGUCCCCGGGCCUGCCGCGAGCGCUAGGGGGUUCGUGCCACUAGCAGCCUGCCGCGGCGCGCGCUUUCUAGUGCUGCCGCUCGGGCUUCGGCGUAACCAAAGCCCUGGCCCCGUAGCUUUCCUGGGCAACUCGAGCUUAGUGCCUCAUUGCCCAGCAGCGGAUUUGUCACCUCCUGCUGCAGCAGCUGCUGCAGCUGCAGCAACAUCGGCAUCAGCUGCGGGAGCAACCACCACGGGCAGCUGGAGUCAGAGAAAAGCGGAGUGGAGAAGACCGAGGUGGGGGCUGAGGGGGGGUGGGUGGAGUGCUGGUGAGCUGGACUGGAGAAGAGGGAGGAUAGAAGGAAGAUCAGGGCUAGCAAAAAGGGGGAUGCUCAGCCCUCCCCCCUGUCUCCUUCCGGGAGGGAGGAUGCAGACUCUGAAACUGGCGCUGCUAGGCUGAGGCUGGAGCAUUGGAGGUGCAGCGCUGCUCCGAGUGUGUAUGUGUGUGUACGCGUGUGUGCGUGUGUCUCCUGUGCAUAAAGAGGUGAGGGGAGGGGGAGGAAGAGGAGGAGGAGGAGGAAGAGGAGGUGGCGGUGGUGGCGGUGGAGGAGGAGAAUGCCAGGAGCAGCAGCAGCAGCAGCAGCCGCCGCCGCUAUGCUCCCAGCUCAGGAGGCUGCUAAGCUCUAUCACACCAACUAUGUACGGAACUCCCGGGCCAUUGGCGUGCUCUGGGCCAUCUUCACCAUCUGCUUUGCCAUCGUCAACGUGGUGUGCUUCAUCCAGCCCUACUGGAUUGGGGACGGCGUGGACACUCCUCAAGCGGGCUAUUUCGGGCUCUUCCACUACUGCAUCGGGAACGGCUUCUCCAGGGAACUGACCUGCCGGGGCAGCUUCACGGACUUCUCCACCCUGCCCUCCAGCGCCUUCAAAGCUGCCUCCUUCUUCAUCGGGCUCUCCAUGAUGCUCAUCAUUGCCUGCAUCGUCUGCUUUACCCUUUUCUUCUUUUGCAACACGGCCACCGUCUACAAAAUCUGUGCCUGGAUGCAGCUCACCUCCGCUGCCUGUCUUGUACUUGGCUGUAUGAUUUUCCCUGAUGGCUGGGAUUCAGACGAGGUAAAACGGAUGUGCGGUGAAAAGACAGACAAGUACACACUUGGGGCUUGUUCAGUCCGCUGGGCGUACAUCCUGGCUAUUAUUGGAAUCUUGGAUGCCCUGAUCCUCUCUUUUCUGGCAUUUGUGCUUGGUAACCGACAAGACAGUUUGAUGGCAGAGGAACUGAAGGCAGAAAACAAAGUUCUGCUAAGCCAAUAUUCUCUAGAAUGAGCACAAAACAACAUGAGUAACAGCUUUUAUACAUCAACAUCGAGUGGGAGGAAGCUUAGGAGAGGACCGAAGAAAAAGAUGAAUGUGGACAAGUGUGAAACACCCGACUGUCAAGAACUUCGUUCUAAAUCUGGAUCAGCAAACGUGGAAGGGAUUCUUGGGAGAGAGAAAGGAAGAGGGAGAGAGGAGGAGAGAGACAAAGAGAGAUGCUAUCAUGGAUUAAACACCAGCUCAUUAGAAAUUGUCAUUGAAUAAGAUCUUCAGAAGAAGUGCAUGAGAAGUCACAUUCGGGAAACAUUUUAAAAACUGGGGGACGUAGUUGUUGCUAGAUUAACAUGUAAAAUAUAUAUAUGUAUUGAAAAAGGUUUGUAAAUUGUCCUUUUUUAAUUAAACUGGAAAAACAAAAAGCUUUAAACUUUCAACAUUAUAGAGGCAGUCAAUUCCAAACUAUUCUUAUCUCAGUAGCCAAGAGACUGAUCAAGUGUCAUUUAUUAAGGAAGCAUCAUAUUAAAUAAAUCUGGAUGUUCUCAUCACGUAGGAGACAUGACUUUUACAUGUCUGACCCUCAUUUAUUUCACAGUGUAAUUAGUUAUAAGUACUUGGUUAUUCACAAAUGUAAAGCUUCUAACUUUUUACAAUGUCUGUGUUGUUUAAUCUGUCUGUAAAACUUAACUAUAUUGAGAAAGUGAUUUGGGCAGAUUCUCUGCCAAGCUGUACAGGACAGAAAAUACAACUGGUGGAUAGCCUAGGUUCCCAAGCCACCUAGACUUCUCUGUCUUUGGGCAACAGCAACAAGGAUCUCUGAACAAUACAGAAAUCACAUUUCCACCUUGAAUGCUCACAUGUAAUAUAUAGGCUGCUAAUAAAUACUUUUCUAUUUCUUCCUAGUACAUACAUAGGAAAUUAAUAUACUUUAUAAGUAGGUAUCUAAGACCUCUCUGAUUUUCUUUUCUGCAUAACAUCCAAGGCUCAUAAGCUGUAUUAACCUAACCUAAGGCACUCCUCUUUGUUUGUUUAAAAGAUUCUAAUCAACCAAAUCUAUUCCUAAAAGAUACUACAUGGUUCUAACAGAACACUUAACUUUAUAGCUUUAGGAAUCAAUGACAAUAGGCAUAUAUAAGGUCAAAGAAGCUUAUUAAGAAUAAGUUGCCUUUCUGUUUUUACUAAUUUGAGAUUCAAAACAUGCAAACAUUUUUAUUGGUUGUUUCGCAUUUAGAAGUAGUUAUAAACUAAGCAGAUUUUUAAAAACGUUUGAUCUUUUUUUAUGCAUAUUCCAAUAAUUGACCCAAUAGAACCAUCCCUUUUAACAACAACAACAACAACAGUUUGGCAAACCAAUCAAUAGUUAAUAGAGAAUUCGGCAUCCCACACCUGUAAUUCUCUACCCCUAUACGGAGAGGAUUAGAAGGUUGUUUCAUUACCUGUCCUCCAUUAUCAAAAUUGGUCAUCUAAGUGGUUUUUUAAAACAAUUUAUUGUCUCUCCCCUCCCCUUAGAAGACUUCACACACACACACACACACACACACACACACACACACACACACACACACCACCCAAUCCCAACAAUAACGAUAAAGAAACAUUAAUAAAGAAAUAACUGGGUUCCCUGCAAAUCUAAUUAAAUACAAGUUAAAAUGUACAUGCUGAAAUAAUCAGCAUAAGUUUAACCAUGCAUUUUAUAGGGCUUAAAAGUAUAGACUCCUGCAUAUAGCACCGUUUCAUCCAUAGUCUCUAAAUUAGAGUAAAUCAACCAAACUGUAAUUUAAUAAUCCAGUGAAGCAUACUAAAUCUAGUCAUUCUGUCUGUUAUUGAAGUAAACCUAGAUAGAGUAGGAUAUGAGAAGUGGUACGAAUAGGCUCACUUUCUCUUGCCGUUUAUCAGUGAGGACCGCGCUGAGUAGUUUGCAGAGUGGUAUGUUUUCCAAGUGUUUCUUAGUUUCACUGUCAUUAUGGUAUUCAACCCAUUCCUGUUAUGCCCCAGCUCAAGAAAACUCAAUUUACAAAACAUGAUGAUUUACCAAAUCUCUUAAUUACAGGCUGAUUCUUCACUGUACAAAAGAAUUCAACCCCAUAGGCUUCCUCUAAGGAGCCAACCCCACUCACUCAUUUCUAACAGCCAAGUGCAAAGUCUCUAUCUACACACAACUUUCCAAGAAGACAUCUGCUCCACAAAGGGAGGUGCCCCUGUACGUUUUCUGCAGCUGAAACCGAAGGCCCUGGCUUUCUGUAUUCUGUGUAAAUUACUAAACACAUGUAGAGUUACGCAUCCCUAACGGUGAUGUCAAAAUUGUAUAAUGAAAAAUGCACUUUCUAGUCACAUGCGAACAUUGUGGGGAAUGGGGGGGGGGGGGAGUCUUAAAAGUUGCUGUGAAAAUUUAGUGUGAUUUCACAUUACACUUCCUAGUGCUCCGAUGAAAGGCCAGUGACAAUGUACCAUUUGUACAUAGACCAAACAAAAUGUUACAAAUACGUAAAUCACUAAAUGUGAAUUGAGUAUGACAUACAUUUUUAACUUUUUAAAAGGUGACUCCCUUUCUCAUUCUGUUCCCAUUGUACCUCGUCCAAAACGUUGUGUGUAAGUUUUUUUAAGGUCCAGGAAAUGUAAAGAAAAUUGUUGGAAUACCUGACUUUCUGUAUAAAAAUAAAAAUAAGUUUUUGUUACUAAGAA
Molecule: messenger RNA, 4076 nt
Organism: Monodelphis domestica (gray short-tailed opossum)
Lineage: Eukaryota; Metazoa; Chordata; Mammalia; Didelphimorphia; Didelphidae
Gene: LHFPL3
Product: LHFPL tetraspan subfamily member 3
Biological process (GO): sensory perception of sound
Cellular component (GO): plasma membrane
Source: RefSeq, a predicted model, not a curated record